AUGUUGGUUAUCAACGUAACCACCUCGGUGACGUACUGGCGUUUAGGCGACCCAUGCAGACAUGAGGACAGUUGUAAACAGUCUCUGCAGACAUACUGGGCAGCCACAGGUUGUCGAUGGCCGUCGGCCGUGCCAUCCCGGUGGUUAAUCUACACUUACGUGACGUCGGCGAACAACGGCGGGAUGAUCCACACGGCAAGCCUGCAGUAUAGCUGA
This is a messenger RNA of Macrosiphum euphorbiae (potato aphid), 216 nucleotides long. NCBI's taxonomy places the organism in Eukaryota, Metazoa, Arthropoda, Insecta, Hemiptera, Aphididae. The record is from the annotation of a GenBank genome assembly.